GCCCGACUUACAAGUGAAGAGACAGCUGCCCCUCAACUCGUUCGCAUGAAGGAGACGAUCGUAUAGAACGGGGCUGGACAUCUGAGCCACGGUGUGUUGAGCAUUGAAACAUUGAUAAAGAGUGUGCUUUAUGAUCAAUCUUCAUUUCUUUUACUGUGUCUGCUUUGGCGUCUUCACCAUCAGCAUGCCGGCUGGUCUAAAGAAUCCGUUCUCCCGCAAGUCCACACCGAGCGAGCCUUCGAAAGAUGUGGAUGUCGAUAUCAUAUCAAGUUGUUUGACUGGGCUCAGCGUACAAAAAGAGAAGCACCUUGACGAUGACUUGCUUGAGUCGAACCUCUUGAGACAAGACCCUCAUCUAUGGGCUGCUAAAGCGGUUCUGAUGAAUCUCCUGCUGCAGACUAUGCAGCAACAGAGACUUAGUCCAGUGACUGUGAACCCAGAGUCUAUUCUUAACCAACUGGUCGUGGCAUACCAAGGAAAUGGCAGCGGCCAAUCUGGAACAAAGGUCGCGUUCGUCAACUCUGCAUUAUACAAAGCCUUCCCAUCUCCACGCGACGUCGACGAUGAUCUUACAGCGCAGCUUGCAGCAAUGCUAACAGACAUCUGUGGAACUGAAAGUCGUGAUCAGAUUCCUGAGUUACACGCAGUCUCCUCGCAGAACUUGGACGUGUUCUCAACCCAAUCGACAAACCAAAGCUCAAAGUCCAGCUUCUAUCAACCAUCUCAAAGCGUCAAAGUGGCGGCGUCCAGUAAGAUGCCGCCCUCGACGCCCGAAAUGAACGUCGUAUGGGCCCACGAAGCGUAUCGAACGACUGACGGAAGCGUCUUUUCGGCUGGUAGCGUUUCUGCAUUUUCAGGGUACAACACGCCUUCUCGAGGACCACCACCAUCAGCACAGAGCAACGCUGCAGAACUAAGGACCAUGUCGACGCCUUCAAGUCAGCCUCUUGUGAAUAGUUUUCCCUCGAACCAAAGCUCGCCUUCUCCUUCCUACCCGUCUCCAGGCGUCAAAGACAGUCCAUCACCGGUCACAUAUCCAGGUUUACAUAACAGCUCUACCUCAGCUAGUAGAUCUCCCCCAGCAACCGGUAGCAUCAAUAGUGGAAGCCCGCUUUGUCUCUGGUGUGAGCGCAAGACAAUCAGAAGACCAACCCAGUCCAAUGCCAAUGGAAAUGCGGGCAGGUUCCACUUCAAGUGCAGCAAUCCGGAUUGCAUGAAAUGGAUGGGGUGGUCUGAAAGAGACGCCGGUCAAGAUCAGGGGAAUAUCUGUCGAUGUGGUCAUCAGGCACGCGGGCAGAUCGCUCCCCACGACUCGGUCAAUGCUGGAACUUUUCGUUACAUAUGUAAAAAGGGGCCAUCGCCUAGGGGAUGUGGGUUUGAAUCUUAUCCCUGAUGGAGGCAUGAAGGUAAUGCAUCUGAUAUAGCCUGGGGAGUUACGAUGUGCCUGC
Pseudovirgaria hyperparasitica is the source of this 1448-nucleotide messenger RNA. RefSeq lists its product as uncharacterized. The record is from RefSeq and is a predicted model, not a curated record. Lineage: Eukaryota; Fungi; Ascomycota; Dothideomycetes; Acrospermales; Acrospermaceae. The coding region runs from base 185 to 1393 and encodes 402 amino acids. The transcript has 5 exons.